Strongylocentrotus purpuratus (purple sea urchin) is the source of this 2264-nucleotide messenger RNA. RefSeq names its product transcription termination factor 1. NCBI's taxonomy places the organism in Eukaryota, Metazoa, Echinodermata, Echinoidea, Camarodonta, Strongylocentrotidae. Bases 67 to 1563 code for a protein of 498 amino acids. The transcript is spliced from 11 exons. The record is from RefSeq and is a predicted model, not a curated record.
CUCAACGUUAAACCGGAGACAGUCCUUGCCUUACCUUCUAAACUAAUUCAACUUGAUGUCUUUGUGAUGGCAAACGCAGCUCAAGUGCAGACGACUGAAAAUGCAUUCAGUAGUGACAGUGAAGAGGGCUCUGAAACGGAGUGUUACGGGACACGUAUCAACCGUCUCGAUGCUGCCGAAAGACAGGAAUUGAGGGACAGGGGCAUUGUUGUGAGAGAGGGUGCAUGGACAGGGCUGGAAGACGAGAGGCUGAAAAAAAAUAUGCGCCACAUAUGCAAGAAAUAUGGUAUAGAUGAUCCCAGAAAGUUGAUCUUUGCAGAUGAUUAUCCUGAUGAAGCCAAGGAGAUAAGAAAGCUGUUUGAUGAAGAGCUGAUACACAUGAAGCUCAGAAAAGGAAUCCAACGUCCUGUUUAUAAUGUCUACAUCAGAGCAAGGAAGAUCUUUGAUCCUCAAAAUUAUCUCGGCAGGUUUUCUAAUGAGGAGGUUCACAGGAUGAAGAACCUAGCCAUGAGGAUGGGAACCAGAUGGAGUCAGAUAGCCAAGAAGAUGGGACGCAGUGGGAGGUCACUCUGCGACAGAUUCAAGAUCUCAGGAAAUGGAAAUUCUGGUUUCUGGUCGGAUGAGGAGAGGGAGAGACUGGUGAGAGUGGUCAAGGAAUUGUCCGGUUUCAACCAAGACCACGACGUUGAGAAGCUUUUCUUCAACAUCCCAUGGGUCAAGGUCGGGGACGCCAUGGAAACCAGGAAUGUUCAUCAGUGCAGGAUGGAAUGGAUUCACAUUGUAUCAUGGGUUGCUGCUGACUACCAAACUCGCUAUACCUCAAAGGGGCGCUGGAAUGUAGAGGAUAACAUCAGGCUUAUAGAGAAGGUAUACAACAUGGAUAUCCAUGAUGAACAAGAUAUAGAUUGGAUGGCUUUACUGGAUGACUUUCCAAGGGUACCAUCCCCUCAGAAGCUUACCUAUUACUGGUACAGACUCAAAGUGAAAUAUGUGCACAAUUACAGGUUCAAGACUUAUGAGGAUAUUGUCUGCCAUCUUCACGACACUAAAUUGCCAGAACUGAGGGAGAAACUGAACCAGCGUGGGCAGAAGAUCGUCUCGAGGGAGAUCGUGGACGAAGAAAGCGACUCAGGAGGUGAUGAGACACAAGCUGUAAACGAGAGGAAUGUUGGUCAGAGUGAUGGUGUAUCCAUGACAACCAGCAGAGGAAUAUCAAAUGAAUCUCGCACUGAAAGAGCGAAUGAGCAAGGGCAGGAGGGUGAAGAUACAGAAGAGGGCAGACACAAUGGACAUGAUGAAAUGGAAAGUGAAGAAAGGAAUGACAGACGGAGAACAAAAAAGAGAAAGAAGAGAGCGAGAAAUGAACAUGAAACACACAAUGAAGGAGAUAGCAAUGUAGAAAACAGGAUACCUGGUCGUAUUCCAAAGAAAAUAAGGAUUGAAAAGGUUGUAAUUGAUAACAGUUUGGAGGAAGAAGAGAGGAUAACGGACACAAGGAAGGAGAAGAAAAAGAAGAAGAAAAAGAAGAAGAAGAGGCUUUCUGAUAGUGAAAUACCAGGUUGAAAAUAUUCAUGCAAUACUUAUGAAAAGGAGUGAUGAAUUAGAUUCUCCUGGUAGAGAGGCGAGGAGAAUGAGAGAGAUGCAUAGAUGAUGAUGUAAUCAGAUUUACACAACUGAUAAAGACCAAAGGAGCAGCUCUAUAGUAAAGGGGAUUUAAUAGAUUCCUGAGAGCUUACAAACACCAAUGAAUAUGGCUGCUCCUUUUCACAAAAGGGAAUUUGACUUGAAUCUCGGCAUCAAACACAAAGCGACUAUUUAUCAAGAGGAUAUAUCAGUCAAAUAUACCAACCUGUGUUAAACUUAUUUGACUGAUGAACUUGGCUUUUCAAAGUAUCAUCCAGCUUUUAUCUUCAGAUCAUUAACAAAAUAUAUCCUCAUCUUUUACAGUCUUGUGUGUUUAAUAUUUAUUGUGUUUCAAAAUUAGGUUUAACAUUAUACUGUUACAUUGAUGAUGAUGAAGAUUAUUAUUUUCAUUAUCAUCAUCACCAUUAUUAUUUUAUUUUGUCAAAUUAAUGUGAAAUAAUAUUACAGGCACAAAAUUUAACUGGAGUAAAAUCACUGUUGCCCUAUUCAGCUCUACAGUACAGGUAAUUAAAUCAGUAAAUAAUGUUUUUCUUUUCAAAUGCAAUCUUAUUUCAAUUAUCUCUGUACAGCAGCUCUUCAUAUCCAGUUGACCGUAUUGCAAUAAAGUGAUAAAUCUCAUC